This is a messenger RNA of Seriola dumerili (greater amberjack), 1671 nucleotides long. RefSeq names its product ATP-sensitive inward rectifier potassium channel 12-like. Lineage: Eukaryota; Metazoa; Chordata; Actinopteri; Carangiformes; Carangidae. Gene Ontology annotation, cellular component: plasma membrane. The record is from RefSeq and is a predicted model, not a curated record. The transcript has 2 exons. Gene Ontology annotation, biological process: potassium ion import across plasma membrane; regulation of monoatomic ion transmembrane transport. Gene Ontology annotation, molecular function: inward rectifier potassium channel activity. The coding region runs from base 1 to 1671 and encodes 556 amino acids.
AUGGGAACAAGUAGGUGCAACAGGUACAGCAUUGUGUCAGACAUUUUACCGGAGGAGGAACGCCAGAAGAUCUCGAGCUUGGGUCUCCACAACGGCCACAGUAACCCCAACUUCCGACGGCACUCGGCCUGCGCCAUAGAGACAGAAGACAGCCGGAGGAGGUCGGGAGCCUCUGCCGCCGCGCCCACCGCCAGGGGACAAGGAGUGAUGAACGACUACAACGGCAAGAUUCUGACAAGAGGCUCCAGCCAAGUACGGAGCCGCUUCGUGAAGAAAAAUGGACAGUGCAAUGUUAUAUUCACCAACAUGGAGGAGAAGAGGCAGCGCUACCUAGCCGACAUCUUCACCACCUGCGUGGACAUCCGCUGGAGAUACCUGCUGCUCAUAUUCUGCACCAGCUUCAUGGUGUCCUGGCUUUUCUUUGGCAUUAUCUUCUACACCGCCUCCCUGGCACACGGGGACUUUGAGGAGCAACCUGCGGCGAAGGGCGACGGGCUGGCGGUGGGCGGACUGCACGGGCCCACAUCUGGACACACAGCUGGAGGGCAGCCGCAGAGGAUGCCCUGCAUACUUCACGUCCAGGGGUUUGUCGGGGCGCUCCUCUUCUCCAUGGAGACCCAGACCACCAUCGGUUACGGCUGGCGCUGCGUUACCGAGGAGUGCCCCGUGGCCGUGAUAACGGUGGUGGUCCAGUCCAUCGUCGGCUGCAUCAUUGACUCUUUCAUGAUCGGCACCAUCAUGGCCAAGAUGGCGCGGCCGAAGAAGAGGAACCAGACCCUGGUGUUCUCCAAAAACGCGGUCAUCGCCAUGCGCGACGGCAAGCUGUGCCUCAUGUGGAGGGUGGGCAACCUGCGGAGGAGCCACAUCGUGGAGGCGCACGUCCGGGCCCAGCUCAUACGCUCCUACGUCACGGCCGAGGGCGAGUUCAUCCCCUUGGAGCAGAUGGACCUGAACGUGGGCUACGACGAGGGCACGGACAGGCUGUUCCUCGUGUCCCCGCUGGUGAUAGUCCACGAGAUAGACAGAGACAGCCCCUUGUACACGCUGAGCCGGGCCGAUCUGGAGACGGACGACUUCGAGAUCGUCGUGAUCCUGGAGGGGAUGGUGGAGGCCACGGCCAUGACCACGCAGUUCCGCAGCUCCUACCUCGCCAGAGAGAUCUUCUGGGGUCACAGGUUUGAGCCCGUGAUCUACGAGGACCGGGACCGCUACAAGGUGGACUACGGCCGCUUCCACAAGACCUACGAGGUGGCGUCGACGCCUCACCUCAGCGCCAAAGAGCUGGAGGAGGCCGGGAGUCGGGCCUCUUCUUCUGCUGCAGCCGCCGCCGCCGCCGCUUCUCCCGCCUCUGCGUGCAGAACCACGCAGGACCUGAUCCCCAGGUCGCUGAGCGCCUUCUGCUACGAGAACGAGGUGGCGCUGAGCUGCGGGGAGGAGGAGGACGACAUCUUCGACUCCUCUCAGGUCGCAGGGAAGGAGAAGACGGAGGAGAGGAGGACUUCGGUUUCUGUAGACUUCCAAAACAUGUUCCAGGACAGUCCCGUCGUGAUGUCGGGCAGCCACAGCGUCAUGUGCGUCCUGGACAUGGACAAUAACCAGAUGGAGUUCGACAUCCUACAGACUGCCAUCCCUCUUGACCCCGUGACCUAUAAGAGCGAGCAGGAGACCUGA